This is a messenger RNA of Ornithodoros turicata, 1734 nucleotides long. RefSeq lists its product as uncharacterized. The transcript has 2 exons. NCBI's taxonomy places the organism in Eukaryota, Metazoa, Arthropoda, Arachnida, Ixodida, Argasidae. The coding region runs from base 1 to 1734 and encodes 577 amino acids. Gene Ontology annotation, molecular function: nucleic acid binding; zinc ion binding. The record is from RefSeq and is a predicted model, not a curated record.
AUGCCCGUUGACCUGUUAGACGGCCUGAAGCGGUCACGAGCCGGUACCCGAGCAGCAGUCACUCGCACCGUCAAUCGACUACGUGAACCCCGGACGGGGGAGGUCUCCCUCGAAGAUGUUGAAGUCGACGUCGAGUAUUUAGUAGCGAGGAAGGCUGCGCUGCAAGACUUGGACAGUCAGAUCCUGGCGCUGACCGGCGAAGAGCAGUAUGACCAGGAAGUCCAAGGCACCCUGGAAUGCGAGCAAGAAUCAACCAGCCGUUCUGUUUCCUUGCCGAAGCUGCAAAUUCCAAAGUUCGGAGGGAAGUUGCAAGACUGGGCCAGGUUCUGGGAACACUUCCAGGCAGCGAUCCACAACAACGGUGCGCUAGCUACAGUGGAGAAGUUUAAGUAUCUCCUGUGUUACGUUACCGAUGAGGCCAAGCGCGCUAUUCAUGGGAUCAGCCUUAGUGGAGCGAAUUACCAGAUAGCUGUUGACGCCCUGAAGCAGCGGUUCGGACGAACCGAUCUCCUUGCAGCCGAGCACAUCGACAAGCUGUUGUCGCUCCGCGCAGUGCAAGGUUCUGGGGAGGUGACUCAGCUACGUCACUUGUUCGACGAAGUCUCGCGCCACACGAGGGCCCUGGAAUCACUGGAGAUUCCGCAGUCUGGCUAUGAUGUCGUGCUCUAUAGGGUUGCUACUCGCUGCCUUCCACCCGAUCUCUUCGUGCUGUUUCGGCAGAGAAGGAAGGAAUUGGCCUCUCCUAGCGAGAGCGGAACAGCGCCCUCCACAGAGUCUACUCGCAUGUCGCCCACUGCCGCGGAGGUUCAUGCACUGAUGGAUUUCCUACGCAUUCAAGUGGAAGCAAGGGAAGAAGUCGCUCUUCACCGGCCUCGGCAUACGCCUCCGGUCCACGCGGAAGACGAAGCGCCAGCCCCCUUUCCUUCGGCCGCAGCGCGGCCACCUGGUGUGCGCACAGACUCCACACGCCCUGAUGGAGAUCCACCAGCACCACCGUCCCAUCUCCCUUCGUGUGCCCUUUGCCGCGCGUGCGAUCACCACACGGCGACUUGUCCAGCGCCGCUCACACCCGAGGGAAAACGGCGAAGCCUCACGUCAGCGCGUCGAUGCUUCCGCUGUGCCAAGCGGAACCACUUGGCCCGUCAGUGUCGCUCUUCAGCUAGUCUCACGUGUACCAGAUGCCACGGACAACAUCUGACUGUGCUCUGCGACAUACAACCGAAACGAGAAGCGCUAGAGCGCACCGCCGGGAUCGUUGGAUCGGCUUCAUCAUCGCCAGCGCAGACACCUGAAAUCCAAGCCACCACCGCGUCAACCUCGUCUACUGUCACAUUUCUGCAGACCGCUGUGGUUCAGGUUGCCGGCCCUGGCGGAUCCGCGUCCGUGCGUAUUCUUCUCGACAACGGAAGUCAGAGAACAUUCAUCACCGAGGAACUCGCUCGGCGGCUUCGAUGCCCGGGAUUGGCAUCCGAAAACAUGUCGAUCUUUGCGUUUGGCUCCACGCAACCGUCCACGCAUCGCACAUACCAGAAGGUGUCCCUGCGUAUCGAUGGCUUACAUCAGUCGUUGGAAGUAGAGGCCAUCGCUAUACCACAGAUCUGCAGGUCGCUCAGCCCACCUGUGGAUGCCCGGAUCUUGCAAAUGCUACACGAUCGUGGUCUCUCUCCGGUCACAACGACUUGUCUAUCGCAGCACAUGCAGAUGCAUACCCAGUAUGCUGUAUGCAUACUGUAG